AUGUUUGUGGGUCAGUAUGUCAGCAAUAGUGUGCGGCAGAAAACCUCUGGAGAAUUGAUGGCAAUAGAGCAGAGGCCAGAUGAGUCUUUGAGGGAUUUUAUUAGGCGAUUUAAUAAUGAGGCAAAUACAAUCCCAAAACUGCAACAAGAGAUAGCUGUAAUGGCUUUGAUGAAUGGCUUGGUUGAUUCUGAUUUCAAGCGUUACCUCACAAGAAAAAAUUUGCUGACGUUGGCAGCAGCAUUUAACAAGGCCCAUGGCUACAUUAAAAGUGAAGAGUUGAUGAGGACAAGUAGCAGAAAUAUGGUUGUCGGAAGAGGGCAAAGUCAGCACGAAGGAUCAUCCUCGGGAAGUGUAAGGCCGAGAGCCUCUGCCCCAGGAAGAGGGGGGGAAACCGGCAGGAUUCAAGGGCGUCAAGGCCACCAAUGA
Chenopodium quinoa (quinoa) is the source of this 426-nucleotide messenger RNA. RefSeq lists its product as uncharacterized. The transcript has a single exon. NCBI's taxonomy places the organism in Eukaryota, Viridiplantae, Streptophyta, Magnoliopsida, Caryophyllales, Amaranthaceae. Bases 1 to 426 code for a protein of 141 amino acids. The record is from RefSeq and is a predicted model, not a curated record.